Molecule: messenger RNA, 2693 nt
Organism: Saccostrea cuccullata (small rock oyster)
Lineage: Eukaryota; Metazoa; Mollusca; Bivalvia; Ostreida; Ostreidae
Product: TBC1 domain family member 2B-like
Exons: 15
Source: RefSeq, a predicted model, not a curated record
AUGAGAAAUAUGAAUGGGUCAGGAAAGCUUGUGAUUCAAGAACAUUGGUUGGCUUAGCUAGGACAGAAGAUGUAGAUGGGAGAUAUUUUGCUUCAUUUCCUACCCCAGACAAAGUAGAGGGAGAUCUGGAAUCAGGAUUAAAAGUUCUAUUGUCUUCCUUGCCAAAAGAUGGCUUCAGCAAAUGUUUGGAGUAUUUUACUACACAGGCCCUGAUUGAGGGGAAUAUAGAAGAAGAACGGGGAGGAUAUUGGAGUUUUGGAGGACCUGGAGUUGAUUUUGCUAAAACUGUGAGCCGAGGGCCAGAGGAGAGGGUGGAAAUUAUCUGCUUACAAGCUCUAAUCAGUCACUCCAAUGAGCGACAUCAUUGCUUUGAAAUGAUGAAAAUGGGAGUGCUACCACUUCUACAACAGACGUACCACAAGAGGAAAUACAGCAUAGUGAUGAGAAGACAGAUCGCAAGAAUUUUGGGAAAUUUGUCCGUCCAUGAAGAGCUACAUCCAGAAAUCAUUAAAGGGGGUUGGGUAUCCCUGUUGUAUAAAUGGUCCAAGUCCUCUGACCUUCAGCUGUCCUUACACGCCUCUAGAGCACUAGUUAAUCUAGACAGGGAUGAUGGGACAUUUCUGUAUCCCAGUGGAGUCUACCUUGUACACCCAACAAAGAGAUCUAAAGACCCAGUGAUGGCUGAUGUGGUGUUUGUCCAUGGAUUACUUGGUGGACCUUUUAAAACCUGGAGACAACAGGACAGGAAGAUGCCAGACAAAGACAAUGUAGCAGAAGGGCCGGCAAGUGUCCGCAAAGGAACUUACACCUUCUGCUGGCCAAAGGAUUGGCUGUCAAACGAUGUUCCCUUUGUCCGUAUUUUGUCUGUAGAGUAUGACACAAAUCUCAGUACAUGGAAUGCAAACUGUCCAUAUGAGACAGAAAAGCGUUCCUUACCAAGGCGAGCUUCAGAACUUCAAAAGAAGUUGAAGGCAGCAGGGGUGGGGUCACGACCUAUUAUCUGGGUCACACAUUCAAUGGGAGGGCUGUUGGUUAAGAAAGUUCUCUGUCAGAGUAACCUUAGUCCAGAUUGUUCAGACAUUGUCCGCAACACGUCGGGGAUUAUCUUUUACAGCACGCCCCACCGAGGCUCCGCCCUGGCCAACAUCUCCAACCGGGGGAGUCGUAUCUUCUCCCCCACGGUAGAGGUCCAGGAACUCAGUCAAGAAAAAGCAUAUAUUGGCCAAAUAUCUGAAUACAUUUAUCCAAAGGACAUGGAGAAAAAUAUUGAAUAUGAAAAGAAUGAUCUAGGGAAAGAUAUUGAAGGUAAAGAAAAAGAAGAACAAGUGAUUGAUGGAUUUCAGGAAGGACUAUCAAACGAUGAAGAUAUUGUUGACAGAAAGAAAGAGGAAGAAGAGAGUCAAGCAGAAAUAGUCAAGGAGUCUGAUGACCUGAGAGAGUCUGGUGAGCAGGAUAAAAAUGAAAAUGAGGCUGACAGUGAAAAUGAGGCUGAUGAUGAAAACGAAGCUGACAAUGAAAGGGAAGAAAGUUUAAAAGUGGAAGAAGGAGAAGAUACUGAUAAUGUUAAAACAAAUAAGGAAGUUGUGAUAAAAACUCAGGAAAAAGAAACUGACAAGCAUACAGGGGAAGACAACAAGUCAAAGGAUGUUGAAGAUAGUAAAGAAGUGAAAACAGAAGUGGAUAUGAAACCCAAAGAUUCUAGUCAAAUGGAAAGUAGUGACUCCAUGACCUUGAGUAAAUCUGAGGUCACCUCAGGAGAUAUGGAGGACUCGGAUGUGAUUUCCAAUGGAUUUGAGGUCAUUCCGGCUGAUAGUGUAAACAUUCCUUUUACCCACUAUGUGGAUCAUAAAAAUCUAAUACGUUCAGCAGGACAGGCUGACAGAUUUGAUGGGGAAAUGGAACUUACUCACCUUCUAAAGGGGUAUAAAAACAGUAAUAAGGAGCUUAAAGACUUCCACAGAAAGAACUCCUGGGAUACCCAUCACACUAUCCGGGGUCAACUCUGGGUCAAAGUCUGUGAAACUCUUCAUAAAGCUAAAGGCAAUCUGUAUGAUGACUAUGAGAAAGAUCUUUUUCACCAAAGAAACACAGAUGAUAUAGCUUUACCUCCGUUUGUGGAUUUUAAUAACCUUACCUCCUAUCACCUUUCUGAACAAGGAACCAAAACUGUGGCCAAAAUCCUCGCUAUAAUCCAAAAUACCAAUCCAGAAAUUUUGUACUGUCCCACACUGUACGCCAAGCUGAGUAUAUUCCUCCACUACAUGGGACCCUCCGAUGCUUUUAACUGUAUAUAUGCUUUACUGCGCUCCAAAGAUGCCUGCAUCAUGCAGACCAAAGUUGCUGUGGAGGCUUCCAAACUUGUACUUCGAGAUCUUACCAAAAAAUAUGCAAAAUCAGCGUAUGUUUACUUGGUCCGACACAGCAGUGACAUUACAUCUGUGUUUGAUACCUGGAUGUGGUGGCUGUUUUCUGACCUACCCUUCCCACACAUUGUGAGAAUUCUUGACUGUUAUUUAGUUGAAGGAGUGAAAGUGCUGUACAGAAUUGUGCUAGCUAUACUCAUCUUAUUUACAAAAUACUCAGUUUCAGCUAAACAACACCACCAUGGGGUAAUUACAGAUACUUUCACUGUGUCUGAAAGAAUUCGACAAUUUUGUACCAAUAUGCCAUUCCCUGUAGAGAAACUGCUGAAG